ACGAAUAACUUACAGCGCCGCUAGGCAUUUAGUGUGGUCACUGUGAGAACUAGUGGAAAGUUUUUUUUAUUGUGACGAUUUCUGGUCAAAAUAGUAUUUUUUUAAAGCAAAAUACCCCAAAAUAUGCCCAAAUAAUUAGCUGAAUUAAGAGCAAAUUUGUGCAUGAAAGGGAUCACGGGGAGAAAGAAGCAAGCCGCUUGUGUUUUAAUGCAGGGAAAUUAACAAAAAUUGCGGAAAGCUUAACCUGUUGGUGUGCUGUAUGCCCCGCAAAACCUCGAUGUGGCGUUGAUUUGGAGCCCCAUCGAGUGCACCUGAGCUAUUUGGAAUUUCUCACAGAAGCAGGACACUGGACGGCACCAUCCUGUCGAAGGUUAUAACACGAAGUGCAAAACGCAAAAUGUAUCAACAGCAGAAUAUGCUAUCUUUCACCCCUGACGCCAAUCGAAUCAUGACGCAGUCAAACAACAAUGGGAUCAUGAAUUAUGUGUCAGGGUACCCACAGGAGGUGGAUGUGAAGCUGAAGAAGUUGGCAUUCUUUGACAUUCUCGCCACAUUGGUCAAUCCAUCCCUGCUGGCACCCACAUCGUCACAGCGUCUUCAUGAGAACACCCUCUAUUUCACCCUGUCACCCACCCAAGCUACGGAAAUUGCCAGCAAUCGUGACAUCAGGAAUGCCACAAGGGUUGAGCACAUAGUGCAGGUUCAGCUGCGAUUCUGCCUCAUGGAUACAGCCACUGAGCAGGAUGAUUACUUUCCACCCAAUAUCUCUGUCAAAGUCAACGGGAAGCAGUGUCAACUGCCGAAUCCCAUUCCAACAAAUAAGCCUGGUGUUGAACCAAAACGUCCACCGAGACCUGUAAAUAUCACUGGAAACAUAAAAGCAUCACCUCUGGUGACAAAUACCGUACAAGUUAGUUGGUGUUCGGAAUUUAAUCGUGGUCACGUUGUCUCUAUUUACCUUGUGAAGAAACUCACAUCUCCACAACUCCUGCAGCGGCUUAAGACAAAAGGAAUUAAAUCAGCUGACAUUACGAGGAACCUAAUCAUAGAUAAACUAAAGGAGGAUGCAGACUGCGAUAUUGCCACAACAAUGCUAAGGGUAUCACUUAUAUGUCCUCUGGGGAAGAUGAGGAUGUCAACACCAUGCCGUGCAUCAACCUGCUCCCAUCUACAGUGCUUCGAUGCGUGUUUGUAUCUACAGAUGAAUGAGCGGAAGCCCACGUGGAAUUGCCCAGUGUGCGAUAAGCAGGCAGUUUAUGAGAAUUUGGUCAUUGAUGGGUACUUCCAAGACGUGAUUGCAUCGAAGAAUCUUGGACCUGAUAGCAAUGAGAUUCAACUACAUGAGGAUGGCUCAUGGAGUGUACACGUCCUGAAAUCAGAUGCACAAACACUCGAUACACCAGUUAAGCCAGCCCAGAAAGUUGAGAUAAUUUCAGAUGAUUUAGUAAUUUCGACAAAGUGCGAUGAUAAGUCGGGCAGCAAUCACGGGGUAGAACCUUCAUCCACCACAGGUGUCACAGUUGAUCUAACACUGAGUGAUUCCGAUGAUGAUUUACCUCUGAAGCGAAAGCAAAAUUCUGGCAAUUCCAAUCGCUAGCUGAUUUUUUUGUACAACCUUCAUUUUCUUUUUAAUUUAAAAACUCUGAACAAAAUCUCACCACCCCCACUCUUUUUUGUCCCCCCUUUGGUAUGUUAGAGGAAUUGAAAAAAAAUUCAAAAUGUAAACUAAAAUGGAUAAAAUAAACAAAAGAAUAGAACUUAUUGAAAACA
Messenger RNA from Lutzomyia longipalpis, 1770 nucleotides. It is a transcript of the gene Su(var)2-10, whose product is annotated as E3 SUMO-protein ligase PIAS1. NCBI's taxonomy places the organism in Eukaryota, Metazoa, Arthropoda, Insecta, Diptera, Psychodidae. Gene Ontology annotation, biological process: regulation of transcription by RNA polymerase II; protein sumoylation. The transcript is spliced from 8 exons. Gene Ontology annotation, molecular function: transcription coregulator activity; SUMO ligase activity; zinc ion binding. The coding region runs from base 398 to 1597 and encodes 399 amino acids. The record is from RefSeq and is a predicted model, not a curated record.